This is a messenger RNA of Lemur catta (Ring-tailed lemur), 832 nucleotides long. RefSeq names its product pyroglutamylated RF-amide peptide receptor-like. Gene Ontology annotation, cellular component: membrane. The coding region runs from base 237 to 683 and encodes 148 amino acids. Lineage: Eukaryota; Metazoa; Chordata; Mammalia; Primates; Lemuridae. Gene Ontology annotation, molecular function: peptide binding; G protein-coupled receptor activity. Gene Ontology annotation, biological process: G protein-coupled receptor signaling pathway. The record is from RefSeq and is a predicted model, not a curated record. The transcript has 3 exons.
UUGUUCUUACUGUAAAGAUCAAGCAUGAUCUCCUGUAUGAGAAGGAACACAGCUGCUGCUUGGGAGAGCGGACCAGCCCCGCGCACCAGCAGAUCUACAGCACCUUCGUCCCUGUCAUCCUCUCCCUCCCGCCUCUGACGCUGAGGCUUGUCCCAUACAGCAAAAUUGGCUACGAACUUUGGAUAAAGAAAAGAGUGGGGGAAGGUUCCGUGCUUCGAACUAUUCAUGGGACAGAAAUGUCCAAAAUAGUCAGGGAGAAGAAGCGAGCUGUCAUGAUGAUGGUGAAGGUGGUGGCUCUCCUUGCUGUGUGCUGGGCACCUUUCCACAUCGUUCACAUGAUGACCAAGUACAGUAAUUUUGAAAAGAAAUAUGAUGAUGUCACAAUCAAGAUGAUUUUUGCUACAGUGCAAAUCAUUGGAUUUUCCAACUCCAUCUGUAAUCCCAUUGUCUAUGCAUUUAUGAAUGAAAACUUCAAAAAAAAUGUUUUGUCUGCAGUUUGCUAUUGCAGAGUUAAAAAAAACUUCUCUCCAGCCCGAAGGCAUGGAAAUUCAGGAAUUACAAUGAUGCGGAAGAAGGCAGACUUUGCCGGGAGAGAGAACCCCGUAGAGGAGACCAAAGAAGCAUUCAGUGAUGGCAACAUUGAAGCCAAAUUGUGUGAACAGCCAGAGGAGAAAAAAUGCUGAAAGGACAUCUUUAGUGCUGAACUCUCUGAGAAUUCUGCUUCAGGCAGUGGGCAUUAAUUGCAAUGAUAUCUUACAAUUAUUAUCCAUUGUAAUCUGAAAAGAAAAUUAUUUUGAGCAAAGGUAAAAGAGUUUUUUUUAAUUCUUAAAAG